This is a messenger RNA of Platichthys flesus (European flounder), 5289 nucleotides long. RefSeq names its product leucine rich repeat containing 3B (gene lrrc3b). The coding region runs from base 284 to 1066 and encodes 260 amino acids. The transcript is spliced from 2 exons. The record is from RefSeq and is a predicted model, not a curated record. Gene Ontology annotation, molecular function: protein binding. NCBI's taxonomy places the organism in Eukaryota, Metazoa, Chordata, Actinopteri, Pleuronectiformes, Pleuronectidae.
GUUUUACACCGGGAGUCAAAGAUGCGAGUUCCCACUGCGACUGGUGCGUCAGUGAGCGGAUCCAGGAGCAUACAGGCUGGGUCCACUCCUCCAUGUGACAUGAGCCGUGCGGCUGCAGCUCUUCACUCUGACCGCUGGCCUGAAACCAGCAUGAUCCUAACAGUUCAAACUCCAGUAUCUCCAGUGGGCAGACAGUGAGGACCAGUAGCCACCAUGCAAUGUGUGUAAGGGACCAGUGGUGGUGUUGUGGGCCCAGGCGGGAUGCUGUUGACGGCCAGUCAGUAUGACCUUGCUGGACUUGUGGCUGUCGCGCUCCAUCCCCAUGUGCCUGCUCCUUCAGAGCCUUGUCCUCAUGGCCCUGUGCUUCCCAUCGGCCAGCAUGUGCCCAAAGGGCUGCAUCUGCCAACGCGACCCCCACCUCCAUGGCCUCAACGUUACCUGCAGUCAGUCCCGCCUCAAAGAGAUCCCCCCCAGCCUCCCGGUUGAUACAGUCCUGCUGAGGCUGGACCACAACCAAAUUGGAGCCGUGCCUGAUCAAACCUUCCAUGGACUUAGGCUAUUGAGGGAGCUCAAUCUUUCAUACAACGCAGUGGAGACUUUGGGCGAAGCAGCCUUCAGUGGCAUAGAGGCGACCUUACAGGUGCUGGACCUCUCCCACAACCGUAUCACUAGCGUACACAAGGAUGCCUUUGCUCGGCUCAAGGCCCGCGUCAUAGUGGACGAUAACCCCUGGCAUUGUGAUUGCGCCCUCCAGCAGGCCAUCAGUGGAAUGGCCCACAACCACGAGGCUGCUGCUAGGGUUCUUUGCAGGAGCUCGGAGCUUCUUGACCAGGAGGGAAGACCUUUCAUGGCAGUGGAUACUGACCUCUGUAACCUGGCCAAAAGGACCACAGACUAUGCUAUGCUGGUGACCAUGUUUGGUUGGUUUGCCAUGGUCAUUUCAUAUGUGGUGUAUUAUGUUCGACAGAACCAGGAGGACGCCCGACGCCACCUGGAGUACCUCAAGUCUCUUCCUAGCAAACCCAAGAAACCUGACGAGGCUGACGACAUUAGCACUGUUGUUUGAUUGCUGUCACAGUGACUGAGUCCAUCACAAACCUUAUAGCCACCAAAAUGUUUAUGUGACAGGACCCCCUUUUAAAGUGUGUUUACUAUUUGUAAUACUAGUGAUGUGAGCAUCAAAUUGCUGAUAAAUCUUUGUAUUUUGGAAAUAUUGUUGUAUGUCCCUAACCAGGGUUUGCUCAUGACCGAUUUGAGAUGCGAUGAGAAGGGAGGCCACAGACUAACACUCUAAUACCAACAUUAUCUUUUCUACAGAAAUUAAUUAUGGAGUUUUGAAUAUUUGAAUCUCAGGUUUAAAUAUUGAUAUGAAAAUUGCUCUUUUUAAAUGAAAUUUGGAAUAUAUGAUAAAUAAGAAAUAUAUUUUUAAGAUAAAAAAUCCUAUUGUCUAUUUCCCAGAGCCCUGGUUUUGGUGUCUCAGUCCAAAGUAAGAUAUAUUUUGAGUUUUUUUAAACACUUGUUAAACCAAGUGCAUCCUCAAUUCCCAGAGAAAUCAAACAUAAAUUACAAUAUUUAAAGAUUGUAGUUAUUACAAAUUAUUUCAGAACUUGGAGCCCUAUAUUUUAAGGGAGACUAAUUGUCUUCACAUUGUGUCUAUCAAAGCUUUGAAUAUAUAGGGUGUGUUUACAUCCUUUUGAUUAAGAAAAAUCAAACUUAACACAAUAUAGUCAGACAUGUUGGAUUUCAAUGAAACAUUCAGUGAAUGAUCUCAUUAAGUGGCUACAGAGAUUUCGGCGGAAGCCUCAUUUUGGCGAAUAAAAGAAAAAAAUAAGAAAUAAAGAAAUUCUGACUUAAAAUCAUUUGAUACAUAGUUAAACUUUUUACUCUGUGGAUGAAACUUAUGGAAUAUUUAAAAAGAGUUUCACAACAAUCCCAACUUUAAAACAAUCAAUUAUUAUAUUUUGAAAUGGUAUUUGGACCAUGGUGGUGCCAGUGGACCAAGGGCCAGUUUUGACUGCGUACCAUAGAGGUUAGAGUGAACAAACCAGACCAGGGAAAGUAUAGAACAUUCAACUUUUAAAAUCACAAGAAACACAAAAUAGGUACAGAUCCAUAGUGUAUAAUUCAUUGUGUUUAUUGAUAUAUUUAGAUAGCAGCAUUUUAAACAUGAAAGGUUUUGAAUGAAAUUAUUAAGUAUGUAAUCAUGGAGGAAAAAUGUUAUUGGAAUUAUCAAAUCAUAAUAUCAAAGGUUUUGCAUUCAAAUGUGAAUUUCCGUCAUAAUGAAAAACUGCCCUUUUUUGUCAUGGUGACGUCAAGAAAAUUACCAUACCAUAAGACAAUAUGCCAGUUAGUGGGUCCUUGUAAUUGACAGCCGGAUUAUCACCCACAAGAACAGCAAUUUGCUUAAGACUAUAAAUACCCUUAAACUUUAGAAAGUUGAUCUUGGCAAACAGCAUCUAGCAAAUGUGACAUUAACAAGUCAGAAGUAUUUUUAAUGGAAAAUAGUUAUGUACAUUAUGCCCAUGAAAAGUUCAGAUGUGUAUUUCAAUUUGUUCUGAAUGUGAAUUUUUACUGAAACUUUUGUAUUUGCUGGUUAAUUUGACUUCAGCUGAUGAGACUCUGAAUGUUAAGAUACGGCAUCAAUAGCAUUUUAAGGUGUUUCUAAAAAUCUGUUCCUUGACAAAAUAGUAAGAAAAAUAUUAUAAUAGUGAAAAUAGUGUAACAAAAAUUAAUAACAAUAACUCAAGGCCAAAUUACGAACAUUUCCAAGCUUUUGACCGCAUCCUACAGUCUGUAUCAGUGGUUGUCAAGUUGUCAUCACAUGAGUGUCUGUAAGUUUGAAAGGGUGACAAAAUUGGACAUAUACCAUUUCUACUCAGAAAGGAUUAGAUAAUAAGACACCCACACCAACUGAAAACCAGGAGGAACUUUGCUAAAUCAAGAGACACAACAGAUGCAUUCUAAUGAGACUCUUACAUGGCUCAGCUCUCUGAACCAGCAUUUAGCACCUUAGGAUAAGGUAAGGAAAGACACAACUGCCUAGACCGGGCAUCCUGUGCAGCAGCUCUGGGGAAUGUCACAUUGGUGAAGGACCCUCGACACGAGUCCAAAUGAAUGCUGACAUCAUCAUUAAACACAUUUUUGUGUACACUUAAUUCAAAAUGGUCUCAGCAUUGACUGGGAAUGGCUCAACGUCAUCAUCCAAUUACCAGUCGAUGGCUAGAGAAGAUUCAAGGACGCCAUCUGCAUACAACAUGAGAGAACAUAUUUGAACAUUCCUAGUGGCCUAGAAAUCCCAUUCAAAUUAGUUGAUUCUGCACCUCACACUUUAGCUAAUGCCAGUGUUCAGGGCCAGUAUAGGUUGUAGUAUACCUUUUAUGAUGACAUUCAAUGACAAUAGAGCAAACACAAUCUGCAGAUUAUGACUGAGAUUCUAAUGAAUUCUCUGAAAUAGGCUUGUCCCACACAAAUGUUGUCUGUCCUGAAGGGUCCUGUGUAGUCUGAAAGGUUCUGUUCUGACCACGACAUGAGUUUUCUGAGAUAACACAUCAGUUUCCAAUCCUGUUUGAUUUCACUAAAGCCAAGAUCAAGAUGUGGUUCUUGUUGUGCAACUUGGAGACAAGUCUCAAAUGGGAGGAGAAAUACAAGGAUAUAAGGGUUCAAUGAAAAGGCAAAUAGGCAAUAAAAAAACACGUUUUGACGAGGGGCCAUCGUUUGCACACAAGUGUUUAAGACGAGGGGUAAACUCUGGUCCUUGUCUAGCUCGAUCACUCGUGUGCGCUUGUCAGCUAUUUUGUCUACUUUCACAGAUCUUUUAAGCUAUAGUAAUCUUGUAAUCAGCACAUCUUGUCUGAGAUCAGAUGUUUUGUUCGUGGAACCUUGCAGCUACAUGAACACAGUCAGGGACAAGAAACCCUUUGUGGUUGGAGCAGCACAACCACGGUGAGACUUCCAAAGGCUUGUAGUGUGCACUUGCCCAAAGUAGGCCUUGAGUUGAGAUUAUUUUGUCAAGAAAACAAAGAGUGUCUUAUAUGGUGUAUGCAAGGGUUUUGGUAUUGGUGAAGCAAUACCUUUUAGAGAGGCUGUGUUGUACUGAACAUUUCCUCCUACAGUUUGUGAAGUCUAUGUUGUUGUCAGUGUCUAUUGUUACAUGUAUGUCUGCACUGAUCAGAAGAAAGCACUAAAUGUAAGAUUCCCUGGACUCUUCUUGUUGGUGUUUUGUGUUUGAGUCGGUCCUUGAGAGUCACAGCUGGACAUUGUUACAGUUUGCUUUCCCAUGACACCAUUUUUUCUAACCAGACAGAUUUGUCAAAUAUGGAGAUUGCAGACCACACUAUGCAAUGAUGUCGGUCAUCACAUUCCUAUUGCAAGUCAAGCUGCCAGUUCGUUGCAUUAUUUUCCCUUUAAUAACACUGUGGAUAGUGAUGUUCUCGGCAGCGAAGGAAGAGAAAACUCAUUACUGUCACUGAAGCGCACUAAAGCAUAUACUGUAGGAUCAGGGAAAGACGAUAAAAGUCACGUGGAAGAUAAGACUUACAUGUAAAAGUACAAGAGAUUUGAUUUUCACCAAAAACUACUUUUAAAUAGUAUAGUAUUCAUGACCUAAAGAAAUCCUGCAUGACAUGUUGGAUAAUAGGUGUCGGUGGUAUCUUGUGAAAUUUCUUUUCAGUUAAUGUUUUAAUUGUUUGUCACAUUUUUGUACAGUAAUGGUUGUUAAAAUGGCGUCUUAGGGGGUAUACAAUGAGAAUAUGUGGUAAGAGAACUCUAGGAUCACAUGUACAUAGGAACGUUCAUGUUGUGUAAAAUACUUGAAAUCCCUUUAAUUAGUUGUUCUUGAAUGUGCUACACCCCUUAGCGUGGUCUUGUAGAGGCAACUCCAUACUCCUCAAGACAAGAUCCGAAUAGUCUAUAAAAUGCAUGUACAAUGUCAUGAAGCACAGUGUAGCCAAGGACCCGAAAGUAUUUCUAAGUGCCUGAAUACUUAUCCUACCAUUUUAUUUUUUUAUUUUAAUAUUUUAUUAUUUUUCCACCUCUGGUUUUUGUUCCCAACACUCUUACUUACGGAUUCUCACUGUUUCAUGUAUCUUUUAAUUUUGUUAUAAGUUAUAAAAAAAGAAACUAUCACCUGUGUUGAUGCAACAUGUUUUAAUUGAAUUCUAAUAUAUCAUAUUGCAGUUUUCUGUGCACAGACAGAGCGGUGCGUACGAUAGCCUAAUUCACAGUUGACCCUGACUGUAGUGGAUCUGUUGUAAUGACACGGCAUAUAGAAAAUGAAAUAAAGACAUUGGU